This is a messenger RNA of Phlebotomus papatasi, 547 nucleotides long. Its product is annotated as peritrophin-1-like. Gene Ontology annotation, molecular function: chitin binding. Gene Ontology annotation, cellular component: extracellular region. The transcript has 2 exons. The record is from RefSeq and is a predicted model, not a curated record. Lineage: Eukaryota; Metazoa; Arthropoda; Insecta; Diptera; Psychodidae. The coding region runs from base 24 to 350 and encodes 108 amino acids.
AGUUUCUUGGUGUUUGGAGGUGAAUGAUAAAUUGCCGAGUAGAGAAAAUGUUUCACCGACUUGCAUUAGUGCUCCUCGUCAGUGCAUCCCUAAUCUUUCUCACAAUUUGCGAUGCCCGGGAGACUUGCCAGGAUCCCACGUGUCCAUCCGUUGCUGAUGAUGAAGUUGAAUGGGGACUCACUCUUCUUCCGGCACCCAGCAAUUGCAACGAGUUCUUCAUCUGCAACCGAGGCAUUCCCAUAAGGAUGUUCUGUCCAGCCACUUUGGUCUUCAAUCCAGCCAUUAAUGUCUGUGACUACCAGAGAAAUGCCAAGUGCAGAGUUACCUGUGAGCCCAAGGAUGACAAUUAGACCAAGUCCGAUCAUCAACGUGUAACGAAUGUUCUUCUUAAAAAGAAAAUAUAAAAAAACUUCCACUUGAGAAAAGAUUACGCGAUAAAUUUUUUUCUUAAAAUCUCUCGUGCCAAUGGAAAAUAAAUUCAGUGUUGCAAUUCAUGUGAAUUUGUUAAGGAAGAUGUCAGUAUUCUCUUCCUCAUUUUCUGCCUUCG